Molecule: messenger RNA, 2422 nt
Organism: Physcomitrium patens
Lineage: Eukaryota; Viridiplantae; Streptophyta; Bryopsida; Funariales; Funariaceae
Biological process (GO): regulation of DNA-templated transcription
Molecular function (GO): DNA-binding transcription factor activity; DNA binding
Source: RefSeq, a predicted model, not a curated record
GGAGGCCAGAGUUGAAAUUUCCUUUCCGGCUUCCUAAGUGUGAGGAUGGGGUCAUUCUCGCGCUUAACCGCCUUGUCCUAGCCUGGUGGCCGGACCCUGAAAACAUUUCGUACAGCUCCUCAAAGGAUUAACCGUCAGGGAUCUCGUUCCAUCAACAAUUCUACCUCCUCGCCCGCACUGCUUAUCUGCACUGAGCUAAGCUGAGUUACUGCUACUCGGCGGAACAGAGUGCGCGCAACUCCAAGGAACAAAUUCAAAGCAGGAAUUUUGGUAGAGGAAGAGUCGUAAUCGAUUGAGUUCGGCGAUGUAAUGGAGAGAGAGUUAGUUGAUUGAUUGAUUGAUUGAUUGAUCGAUCCACAGACUGAAAUUGAGAAGGGAAGUAGAUGAAAGCAAGAGCUGAAUUUUCCUCUUAGUCGUUCUUGGAAUUGCGCGAGUGAUUGUAAAUUUGCUGGGAUUGGAGGAUUUUCGGUUUCGCAGAGGUUUCGUGGUGCUGGGUUCUGGCUCGAGGAUUAAAAUUACUACAGAUUGGAGAGUGCGGGUGAAGGUGGUCACUAAGGUGGUGAGCAUUAGGUCAAUUGCCUUAGUGGAUAGCUUGCAGGGCUGUGGGUGAGCAGUAAGAGGUAGGCCAGCUCGUGAAGAGCUACUAGUGAGUUUGCACAAGAUUGAAGGUGACACUUUAAUUUUCUGAGAGUUUAGGAGGUUUAAAGACAUUCAGAGGAGGAUUGAGCAAGAAGGAAGGUCGUCGUUUCUUCAACAUUCAUUGACGGGAAUUCAAAAAGCAAGCCGAGUUUUUGUUUCAUUGUUUCUACUUGCAUGACGGUGAGCGGAAGAACUCUCCAAGCUGAGCGAGGUCGAGGGGAAGUCGUUAUUACAGUUGCGAAGAGCAAAGUAUCGGGGGUAGUAAAUUCAGCAAACAUAGGUAUAAGCAGCAAUUUCCCGUCAGCGCACUGGGAGGCGAUCGCGACGAAGACGAUUCAGCGGAUCGGAAUGCAGUUGGGCAGCGGAGGGGAUGACAAGCUGAGCCCGACUUCUGGUCAUAUUGAGAAGCCAGCCCGCAAACCCGGAAAGAGAUGGAAGAAAGGGGCAAUGAAAGGCAAGGGCGGCCCUGAGAACGCUGCUUGCGAAUUCCGUGGCGUGCGACAGAGAACUUGGGGCAAAUGGGUUGCUGAAAUUCGGGAGCCUAAGAAACGCGCUCGCCUCUGGCUCGGAAGCUUUUCGACCGCCAGAGAAGCUGCGUUGGCUUACGAUAUUGCAGCUCGCAAAUUGUACGGUUCUAUGGCGGAGCUCAAUCUGCCUCCCAGUGAGUCAGCUGGAAUUGAUUCCGUUCCUUCCUCAACGCCCACAAAAGAGUCAUCAUCGCCCCCCAGAGUAAUGCACGACGUUGAGAUCACAGAACACCUAGAGCUUCCUCGUCAACACAGUCUCGGAACUUCGGCAAGUGCAGGAAGUAGCAGUCGUACAUCAAUGCACAUAGGGAUUAGGGAGGAUCACUUCGAUGUCGAAUUAGUGAUGGCUGAUUCCGGAAGAGCUUUCGGUGCUUCGGACGCGAGACAGGUAUUUCCUCAUGAAAUGGUUAGGGAUAGUAGGGGAAUGGGAGAGGCAGGACCUUCGCUGGAGAUGGGUACAGAUUCGUCUUCGUCGUCGCAAGUCAAUCCACCACAUGAGCUUUUCUCUAUCACACCCGAGUUUCAGCAGCACCGGUAUUACAACUUGCAAGGGAGUAGGCUAGGCACUUCUUUGUCAGGCGAAUACCUCAAGGACAUCGAAUCUUUCUUGAAUCGAAUGGACGAUGACGAUGACUAUGCGUUGGGAUCGAACUCCAGCUUGUCUCAGUCGACAGAGAGUGCAGGUGGCUCCUAUCCCCCUGACCCUCAUUGGGAUGACGAAAACCUGGGCACCCAGUUUCUUAAUUCCGAGCUGGAGAGCCUGGACAGUGUCUUGAACGAGCCUCUUGUGCCUGAGAACGUUGAGCUCUGGGACACCCGAGAUACAUUGCCGCCCUCUGACCCCUCUACCUGGCAAUAACACAACCCUCGAUCGCGUGUUUUUCGUAUCUGCUACAAAUUAUAGUUUGUGUUAUGGUAAACCUGUUAGGAGAUAGAUUUACGAUGAAUGUCCAUGAAGUAGGGAUUCAGAUUGGCGAUCUCUGCAGUCUGUUCUGUUCGUGACAUUUCGCGGCACAUUUUUCAAGCUGCCGAGUUAGGUUAGCAGUGCAGGAUAUAAUUACAAUUCGAUAGAAAACAUCUGUGACCACGCGAAAGUUGGCGUUGGCAGAGACCAUUUGGGGGUUUAUUUUAGUGUCGAAAAUUAGUGUUCCUAAAACCCUAAACCCUAAACCCUUGUUGUAACUUAACGCGCCAGGCAAUGAACCUGGAUUCGUUCUUGUAUAAUGAAAUGUGGUUGCUGUGUAUUCAUCUCUGCA